AUGGCGAACCCCAGUGCAAACCAGCUGUCGAUCCCCUUCCGCAAGUCCAACCACCUGUCGCUCUCGACCGCCAUCCGGCAGUACAUCUCCAAGAAAUAUGACCAGCACCCUGACAUGUUCCGUCACGACCUCGAGGUUGUCGACGCCCUGCGGAGAGAUGCCACCAACGUGCGAGAAGCCCACCCCAGCGGCAUCAAGAAGCUGCAGGCCUACGCCGCCCAGCUCGUCUGGAUCUCGGGCAAGUUCCCCAUCGACAUAGGCGCAGACUUCACUUGGUACCCGGCCCUGGGCUACAACACCGAGCGGCCCAUAGUGCACAACAACCUCAAGUUCGAGCUCAUGAGCAUCCUCUUCAACCUCGCCGUCCUCUACUCCCAGCUCGCCCUGGCGUCCAAUCGCUCCAACACCGAGGGGCUCAAAACUGCUGCCAAUUUCUUCAGCCAGGCUGCUGGCGUCUUCAAGCACAUGAAGGAUAUCGUGCUCCCCGAGCUGCGCAUGGCUACUCCACCCGAGGACCUGGACGAGAGCACCCUCGAGUCCCUCAUCCAGCUACAGCUGGCCCAGAGCCAGGAGUGCUUCUGGCAGAAGGCCGUCAUAGACGGCUACAAAGAUGCCUCGAUUUCCAAGGUUGCCGCCCGCGUUAGCGACCUUUACAACCUGGCCGGGGAGGCCGCCAUGAGUAGCGAGUCCAUCAGCAGUUCCUGGAUACACCACGUGAGCGCUAAACAUCACCACUUCGCUGCCGCCGCCCAGUACCGCGCUGCGUGCGACUGCCUGGAGAAGAGGAAAUAUGGAGAGGAGGUGGCGCGCCUGACUGACGCAGUUGUGUGUGCGAACGAAGGCCUUAAAGAGGGCAAGGGAGGCUAUCUGAGCAAGGCUGUUCUGGAUGAUCUGAACGGCUUGAAGAGGAGGGUCGAGGACGACUUGAAACGGGCGGAGAAGGACAACGACGUGAUAUAUCUACACCAUGUUCCUGCGAAGACCGAGCUCAAGGUGCUCGAACGAGCCAAUAUGGCGGUGGCUCGAGUCCCACCACAAGUUGCCAACCCCACGGAAUAUCUCGGCGACCAGACUGAUUUCGGAACCCCUCUCUUCAGCAAGCUGGUGCCUUACUCCGUUCAUGUCGCCGUGUCAAUCUACGAGGAGAGGAGAGAUCGCCUGGUCAAUCAGAACAUCAUACAAGGCCUUGAGGCAUUGAACGAGAAGCUUCACGAGAUACUAUCAUCACUAAAUCUUCCUGGAUCGCUGCAGGCCCUGGAAAAGCCGCUUGGUCUACCCGGUACACUGGUACAGCAUGCGGAGGAAAUCAGGCAGGCAGAUGCAUUGAGCAGGGUACAGCGGAGUUUUGCCGACAUCGAUAAGCUGAGAUCAAGUGACCGCGCAAUCUUUGAUGAAGGAAGGUCUCUUCUUGCCACCGAGGAGGAGGAGGACCAACGGCUGCGGAUGAAGUACGGGACCCAGCGCUGGACGAGGCCUUCCAGCAAGGAGGAUCCCCAAGGUGCCAAACUCUGGAAGCAGGCGACCGAUAUUGAUGGCUACUUCGGCUCGAGCACAUCCAGCGACGCAGUUGUCCGUGAGAAGUGGCUAGUAGUGGAAAGCACGCUCUCUAUUCUUGCCGGGUCCGAUCGUAGCCUCAUGGACGCCAUACCGCAGAGUCGCAAGACCGAAAUCCACGAGACCGUCAAGCCCGCUCUCGGCCGUCUCCGCGGUGCGUACAACGACAUCCAGCGCCUCGAAUCCCGAAGGCGUCGCCGCGCCGAAGCUCUCCGCGAGAAGGCCAAGGCCGACGACAUCAAGCCGGACAUCAUGAAAGAAGCAGCAAGGCUAGAGCGCACGUACCCAAACACUCAGAUCGUGCCGGCCCACUUUGAAGAUUUCUUCGAGAAGAGGCUGGAUAGCAUGUACGAGGCGGAUCUAGCGCAGAUCGAGAAGGAGGCCGCGGAGCAGGAGAAGUUCCUGGCGGAAGUGACUCGUGCAAACCGAGAGUUUGAGGCCCAGAAGAAGAGCGCGGGAGACCGAGGCUCAAGAGAGCGGGAGGCCGCGCUGCAGGCGUUGGACAAUGCGUAUUACAAGUACAAGGAGAUAGUCAGCAAUGUGGAGGCCGGAAGGAAGUUCUACAACGAUCUUAGCAAGAUCGCUGGCUCGUUCAGGGACCGAUGCAGGGACUGGGUAAGCGAGAGACGGAAAGACUCUCGAGGACUCGAAGAGGACAUUGGCAUGCCGCCCCUAUCCUCGCUCUCUCUGGGCCAGCACCAGCGGGCACCUCAGCCCAGCUACCAAGCCCCUCAGAGCCCUCCCCAGCAGUACUACCAGAAUACGCCUGCCCCGAUGGCGCCAAUGUCACCACCAGUUGAGCCACACAUCCAGUCGUGGGCGCGGGACGACAACGCCCAGCCUCCUGAGCAGCCGCAGCCGCGACAGUCGAUGCAGCCGCUGCAGGGCAUGUGGAAUCCUGAGAUGGGCAUCAAGUUCGCACAGUCGCCCGGGGCAGGCGGUGGUGGUCAGGGAGGACAGGCGGGAGGUGGCGGUGGACCGGUGGGCGGAAAGUGGGAGCCGAAUGCCGGGAUCCGGUUUGGUUGA
This is a messenger RNA of Diaporthe citri, 2580 nucleotides long. RefSeq lists its product as uncharacterized. The coding region runs from base 1 to 2580 and encodes 859 amino acids. Gene Ontology annotation, molecular function: protein binding. The record is from RefSeq and is a predicted model, not a curated record. The transcript is spliced from 3 exons. Gene Ontology annotation, cellular component: endosome. Lineage: Eukaryota; Fungi; Ascomycota; Sordariomycetes; Diaporthales; Diaporthaceae.